AUGACAGGCACGCAAUCGCCCAUGAUUUCGGUGCCUCUCAAGGCUACCAACGAGAUUGACUGGAUCACUCCGUUAAAGACCUACAUCCGAGACACCUAUGGCGACGACCCCGAGCGCUAUUCUGAAGAGUGCGCCACCCUCAACCGGCUGAGGCAGGAUAUGAGGGGCGCCGGGAAGGAUAGCACUGCCGGGAGGGAUCUUCUAUACCGUUACUAUGCCCAGCUCGAAUUCUUAGAUCUUCGCUUCCCCAUCGACGAACAACAUAUCCGGGUUUCAUUUACUUGGUAUGAUGCCUUCACGCAUAAGGGGACGUCGCAGUAUUCUUUGGCUUUCGAGAAGGCAUCUAUCAUCUUCAAUAUCUCGGCCGUCCUAUCAUGCCAUGCCGCCAACCAGACACGAAGCCACGAGUCUGGGCUGAAGCAAGCCUACCACUCCUUCCAGGCUGCCGCCGGCAUGUUCACCUAUAUAAAUGAAAACUUCCUGCAUGCCCCUUCCGCCGACUUGAGCAGAGAUACCCUGAAGACCCUCAUAAAUAUCAUGCUGGCGCAAGCACAAGAGGUGUUUCUGGAAAAGCUUAUCACAGACCAGAAGAAGAUCGGGCUAUUGGCCAAAUUGGCGAGCCAGGCUGCUACCCUCUAUGGUCAAGCACUCGAGGGCGUGCAAGAGAAUGUCACAAAGGCGGUUUUCGAGAAAGUUUGGCUGUUAAUGGUCCAGAUCAAGUUCAAAUUCAUGAGCUCGCUUGCCCAGUACUACCAAGCUCUAGCCGACAAUGACGCCAAUUCACACGGCAUGGCCAUCGCCCGGCUCCAAGUUGCCGAGAGUCAUAUUCGUGAAGCCAACAAAAUUGCAACCAAUUUCCCAAGUUCUGUGCCUCCAAAUUCGAAUCUCACUGCAGAAUGCGGGCCGAUCCUCGCAGAUAUAACCAGGAGACAUCUUGUUGCUGUCCAACAAAAGCUCAAGGAACUGACCAGGGAAAACGACCUCAUCUAUCAUGAUCCGGUCCCCAGCGAGGCCAGCGUGCCCCCCGUCGCAAAGCUACCUGCUGCAAAACCAAUCCCAGUCAGCGAGCUUUAUGCAGGCCAGGAUAUUCAGCGCAUUACCGGCCCUGACCUGUUCGCAAAGAUUGUGCCGCUGGCAGUAACGGAGUCGGCGAGUUUAUACGACGAGGAAAAGGCAAAGCUUGUGAGAGCCGAGACGGAGAGAGUAGAGACAGACAAUAGCGAGAUGGCUGCUGCUCUGGAUUAUCUGCGGCUCCCCAAUGCUUUAAACAUCCUCAAGGGCGGAUUUGACCAGGAGGUGCUGCCGGAUGAAGAUUUCCGCACUUGGUGUGUCGAUGUUGCGGAUCAUGAGGAUCCCUCCAAGAUCUUUGAGUUUCUUCACGCUGAAAAGCAGGCAAUUGUGGCGAUCUUAGACCGAAGCACCAAGCAAUUGGACACAGAAGAAAGUGUUUGUGAAAAGAUGAGAUCUAAGUAUGACUCUGAGUGGACACAGCAGCCUAGUGCGCCACUUACCACCACGUUGAGAAGCGAUAUUCGAAACUACCGAGAAGCUUUAGAGGAGGCGGCCCGAAGCGAUAGCCAGCUCGCUGCCAAACUUCGGCAAAACGAGAAUGAGUUUGCUGAAAUGCGCACAGCAGCCCAAACAGGAGAGAUCGAUGCGCUUUUCCAGCGUGCCGUGAGCAAAGCCCGGAAAUCGAGCAAUUCGACCAGUCCUGCUACAGAACCAAACUUGCUUGAUGCAGACUUCGACGAUGGCAGGCCCAGCGUUCUGGACCAAAUUGCAAAGGUGGAAGAUAUCCUCAAGAAACUGAACCUUAUCAAGAGAGAAAGGGUACAAGUACUCAAAGACCUUAAGGAAAAGGUGCCCAUCGCCAACUACGAGCAACAAUUGUUCCAGCAAGAACUGGAGAAAUAUCGGCCUUAUCAAACCCGUCUCGUGCAGGCAACUCAUAAGCAGGCUUCUUUGUUGCGGGAGUUGACUAUCACUUUCAAUAACCUCCUUCAGGACAAGAGAGUCAGGGCAGAGCAGAGCAGGUAUGAAUCGUUCCAAAGAUCGAGAGCUUUUGCCAUCAACAAAUACAAGAGAGCGUAUCAGGAAUUCUUGGAUCUGGAAGCAGGUCUCCAGAGCGCGAAGACAUGGUAUAAGGAGAUGAGGGAAACCGUGGAGAGCCUUGAGAAGAAUGUUGAGUCGUUUGUGAACAACCGACGAGCAGAAGGGGCUCAGCUCUUGAAUAAGAUAGAACAGGAGCGUGCAAAGAGCAAAAGCGAUCAGGCUGCGUUGGAGCAAGAGCGCCUGAAAGCCUUAAUGGAGCGCAUGUCAUUAGAGCCGCCACCCACCUCUCUGCCAACAACUCGCCCAGUACCCGCUCCUUUGUCAUUCUCAAGCACCGGCUAUCCCAAGACGACCUAUGCAACGCAAUACCCGCUACCCAGCUCCCCCCCUCCGACACAAACCACAGUUCCACAGUCCUACCUCCAGCAGCCUCCUUCACAGACGGGGUUUACUUACAAUCCCAGCUCCCACGGCCGCAUCCCUGGUCCUGCCUCUCCCCCACCAACUCAAACUACCUUCAAUAUUGGACCUCCUUCCCGAGGACCUGCUUCUCCGCCGCCCACACAGACCACUUUCUCCCAACCUGGCUCUGGAAUGUACAGCACGUAUGGGAAUCCACAUUCGCAACCAAGUGUCGGCGGAGGAUACACGAUCCCGCCAAAUUUCGUCCCGCCGCCGCCGCCGCCAGGUCCGCCACCUCUGGGCCCACAGCAAACAAUCCAUUAUGGAAACGAACAUUACCCUGCAGACCCGAACUCGACUCUUGGACGCCCAGGGUCAGCGCAGCAACAUUUUCAAGGGCAGCAGGAUCCAUGGGCGGGGUUAAGCGCUUGGAAAUGA
Molecule: messenger RNA, 2892 nt
Organism: Thermochaetoides thermophila DSM 1495
Lineage: Eukaryota; Fungi; Ascomycota; Sordariomycetes; Sordariales; Chaetomiaceae
Exons: 3
Coding region: 1-2892 (963 amino acids)
Biological process (GO): protein transport to vacuole involved in ubiquitin-dependent protein catabolic process via the multivesicular body sorting pathway
Cellular component (GO): endosome
Molecular function (GO): protein binding
Source: RefSeq, a predicted model, not a curated record